This is a messenger RNA of Aspergillus puulaauensis, 696 nucleotides long. It is a transcript of the gene DID4, whose product is annotated as ESCRT-III subunit protein DID4. The transcript is spliced from 5 exons. The record is from RefSeq and is a predicted model, not a curated record. Gene Ontology annotation, biological process: late endosome to vacuole transport; protein transport; endosome transport via multivesicular body sorting pathway. Gene Ontology annotation, cellular component: multivesicular body; ESCRT III complex. The coding region runs from base 1 to 696 and encodes 231 amino acids. Lineage: Eukaryota; Fungi; Ascomycota; Eurotiomycetes; Eurotiales; Aspergillaceae.
AUGAAUAUCGUCGAGUGGGCAUUCGGAAAGCGUAUGACGCCCGCAGAGCGUCUCCGCAAACACCAGCGGGCCCUUGAUAGGACACAGCGUGAACUGGAUAGGGAGCGGACCAAGUUGGAGAACCAGGAAAAGAAGCUCAUACAGGAUAUCAAGAAGAGCGCGAAGAACGGACAAGUCGGUGCCUGCAAGAUCCAGGCAAAAGACCUGGUACGGACGCGAAGAUAUAUCCAAAAGUUCUAUCAGAUGCGGACACAACUACAGGCUAUUUCCCUUCGCAUUCAGACCGUUAGGAGCAACGAACAGAUGAUGCAGUCGAUGAAGGGUGCAACUAUGUUACUGGGAAGCAUGAAUCGACAAAUGAAUCUCCCGGCGCUGCAACGGAUUGCGAUGGAAUUCGAGCGAGAAAACGACAUAAUGGAUCAACGGCAGGAGAUGAUGGAUGAUGCGAUUGACGAAGCAACAGGGAUGGAAGGAGAAGAAGAGGAAGGCGAAGACAUUGUCAAGGAAGUUUUGGACGAGAUCGGUGUAGAUCUCAACCAGGCGCUGGGCGAGACACCAUCGGGGAUACAGAAAGAGUCGGUCAACGAGACGCGGGUGGCUCAAGCGGUUGGUGCUGGCGGCGGCGGCGGUGGCGGCGGCGGCCCUGCAAAUGACGACGACGACCUACAAGCAAGGCUCGACAGCCUCAGACGAUAA